AUGCAAGAUCCCGCAAGCCCGGCGCUGCUGCCUCGGCCUACCACCUACAUAUUCUCCGCCGGGCACAACAUGAGCCGCACGGUUGGUUCUCGCGAUAGCAGUGGGCACGGAAGUUCGCCGCCGGCGGGGAACUCCGCCCAAGCUCUUGCAGCGAGUGAAGACAGGACACUACUGCCACCCUUGCGGCCAACGCUAUCAUCAUCACCAUCCUCGGCGUCGUCAUGUUCGGUGGACGACGACCGUCCCCUGUCCCCUGGCGGUGAUCAAGCCGCGCUCUUGGCGAGUAACACUCGACGAAAACGAAGUCGUUCUUGGAGCAACAGCAGUAGUCCAACUUCUACCGGUAGCAAGACCGCGAACCACAACCGGCCGCGCCGUCGUCCGGCAAUCGGGACCACCAACAGCGGGGACUCCUGUUAUCGUGGCUGCGGCGGUCCAAUCAGAGGCGAAGAGGGCGGAGACGGGCCCACGAGGGGUCACAACGGACAGGACCUACAACGACUCGGAGGGGACCAGGUUGGCGACGGCGGCUGUUCGCCGGUCACCGAGGAGACGCCCCUUGACGCGCAUAAAGGAAGAGAGGAGGGGUCUGGUGGAUCACCAGGAAGCGAUGCGCUUUCACCCGGACCAGCAGUCGAGACGAACGGUCCCGGCGUUGGAUCGUCAUCCUUGCCUGAUGGGGGAGAGGAAGGUACCGCUUCUGCAGAUAAACCUUCCAGUCGGGUUUUGGUGAGCGAUGGACAGCGGGCGGAUCGGCACCGCACCAGCGGAGCGAGGGGGAAGGGGGCAGGCGCCGGAACAGCGCGCGGGGAAACAAUCAAGGGGGAAAGUUGGUGUGCCGGAGGUGAGGGAGACGGCGAGGAGGGAGUGGAGGUUUUGUCGGAGGACUUCGGCUUGUUCACGUGGCCCUCUGGGGUAGUGCUGGCGUGCCUCAUUUGGGCUAGGAGGCGAGAGUUUGACGGGGCGAGCGUGGUGGAGAUCGGUGCUGGAACCGCGCUGCCUGGCUUGCUCGCCGCCAAGCUAGGGGCCAGCGUGGUGCUCACCGACCGGGAGGAGGCCCCGUGGGUCCUCGACAACAUGCGAGGGGCCGUCGCGGCAAACGGGCUCAAUCUCGGGCCCCCCGAUGACGCUAGCCCUGCCAUCGGCACUGCCACCGCUGAAACUGUCAGUGCUGAAACUGUCUGUGCUGCUGUUCCUGCCAUUGCUGAUGGUGGUGGUGGUCCCAGCACUGGCGCUGCUCCUGCUCCUGCAUCUGGGGCUGCAAUGGGGGGGUGUGUAAAAGAGUGGCAGAGCAAGGACAAACGUAUGGGGGCCUGGGAGCCUGACGGGCGGGGGACCGGCGGAUACUCUAGUCUCGCUCCAUCUGUUGCUGCUACCGCUGCUGCUGGGGCUGAGUCAUUCCCGAGAGACCAGGAGAAAGGGACUACGAGAGAAGGGCGUGUCGGUGGCACGACGCGGCUAGGACGGUGUUCGGUACAGGGGCUCUCCUGGGGAAGCGUCGGGGCGGCGGCGAUCAAGCUAGCGAGGGAGCGGCGCCCUCAGGUGGUGCUAGGGGCAGACGUGUUCUACAGCUCGGAGCACUUUAACGAUGUUCUGGCGACAGCGUUCAUGUUGCUCUCCGGCUCAUCCUCGACGACGCCCGCUGCCGGGGGCGGCGGUUGUGCGAGUGGAGACUGCGACGGCGCUACAACUCCCCCCCCGUCUGGGGUUGCUGAGAUUAGCUCAGCUGCUACUGAUGCCCCUGCAUUCUCUGCGGCUUGCUCUGCUGCAGAUGACGUCGUUGUGAUUGAACACAGGAACAGCACUAAUACCCCCCCUCCGUCUGUUGCUGCUGGGAUUAACUCUGCUGCAACUGAUGCUUCGUCCUCCUCGAUGACGCCCGCUGCCGGGGGUGGAGGCGGUGUGAUCGGAGACGUCGAUGACACUGCAACUGCCCCUCUGGCUAGCACUACAGGGACUAGCUCAGCUGUCACUGAUGCCCCUUCGUCCUCGAUGACUUGCACUGACGGAGUUGGCGAUUGUGCGAAUGGAGACGUCGAUGACACCACGACUGCCCCUCUGCCUAAUAGCGCUACCGGAACAAGCUCAGCUGCUGCUCCUACAGCUCCUGAGACCACCCCGCGGGGUCCUGAUACCGCAGGCAGCGGCCCUGCAUCCCUUGCUGGUGCCGUUGGCUCUGAGUGGCAGCGUACGUCUUCCGCCAAACAAGCUGACAGCACACCCACGUUCGGGAGCCCUUUCAGCAGAAGCAGAGGCGUGUUUCUCACGGCCUACCAGGAGCGAAGCGCGCGGAGGUCCAUAAGGCCCUUGCUGAGGAAGUGGGGCAUGCAGGCCAGGGUGCUCCAUGACGUCCCGCAGCGGGUGCUCCCUCCCGCCCUGUGGGAGAGCGGUCGCUACGACAGCGUGGCCCUCCUCGAGAUAACCUUGACGUAG
Ectocarpus sp. CCAP 1310/34 is the source of this 2433-nucleotide messenger RNA. NCBI's taxonomy places the organism in Eukaryota, Phaeophyceae, Ectocarpales, Ectocarpaceae. The record is from the annotation of a GenBank genome assembly.